CUCGUUCUUUGUAUGAUAUCUUCUAUAACGCUUCUUUGCAACAUUACUUUCCCUCCGACCAAAAUUCCAACACAUAUUCGACUACCUAAACCAUUUCAUAUUUUUCGAUGUGUCUCGAUCGAUCAACCAUGUUGGUGUGAUGGAGGGUUCCUCUCUCUAACCAUGGGAAGGAGAGGGAGACCGCCAAAACUGGACGGAAAAAUCGCCGGAGAUGAUCAAAACACUCAUGGAAAUCUGCAAUCGCACAAUGUUCCUAUCUCGGAUCCACAAUCAUCAACAACACCUCAAAUCUCAGAGACUAUAGAUCAAGUUACGACUCAAACCAACAUAGAGAAUACGCCGGAGAUCCAGGUAGAAUCACCAACGAAAACCUUUGCAGAAGCUGUGGGAAUUCAGGAAGAACUCAAUUUCAAUCUGAAAUUCAUCCCAACAGAGGUAAUUGAUGGCAAAUCUAUAGCUAGAUUGACUCAUGAUGAUGUGAUCGAACCUGGAAAUUACUGGGAUUCUGCUUUGAUCUGUUGUAUAUUGGGAGCUAAUCCUCCUCUGGAGAUUGUCAAAGGAUUUCUCAAUCGUAUCUGGAAAACCUAUGGAAUUGAUGAUGUAUCUUUUUUAAAAGAAGGCCAAUUCAUUGUCAGAUUCAAGAAAAAAGAAGAUAGAGAUGAAAUCAUUAAAAGGAAAUACUAUUACAUGGACAAUAAACCCGUCUAUGUGCAGAUCUGGUAUCCUGGUGUUAAGGUUGAUAUUCUAGGGCGCAAGGAUAUCCCUAUUUGGAUUCAACUCCCAGACCUGGAUAUGAAGUACUCGGGACUAUCUGCCCUAAGCAAAAUAGGAAGCUCCAUAGGGCAGCCUAUCCGAAGAGAUGGAGCCACUGCUGCCAGAACUAGAUGGAUAGAACAUGUGGCAGAUAAAUGCAGGAAGAAAAAAAUAGUAGCAGGGCAACCACCCAGAUUGAAACCUAUUUGGAGACCAAAACUUAAUCAGAAGGACAAUAAGAAUGAAGAAGUUGAAGUGGUUACACCAAAAGAUCCUAAGUAUAAAGAAGGGGCUGAGGACAACCCCGAGAUGACAGAAAAUUCAGGAAACAAAGAAGAAGAGUUUACUAAAGUGAGUAAAAAGAAAGCAGCACGCGGAAAGUCACUAGAAGGGAAGGAAGAAUCCUUUAUUGGAGAUUUUAAUAUAGUGUUGAAGAUGGAUGAGAGAAUAGGGGGAAAUCCAGUGAAUAGGGAAGAGAGCAGGGAAUUUAUGGAUUGCCUUAAUCUUUGUGGGUUAGAGGAUUUGCCUUUUGAAGGUUCCAAAUAUACAUGGUGUAAUAAUCAGGGCAUUGGAAAGCGCAUCUACUCUAAACUGGACAGAAUCCUGGGAAAUAUUGAAUGGAUUAUUAACUUCAAUUUUAAAGCCCACUUCAGAGAGGGAGGUAUUUCUGAUCAUUCUGCCAUGAUCCUUAAACAGGUUAAACAUGACACUAGACAUAGCUUCAAGUUCUGUGAUAUGUGGACUCUUGAUCCCCAUUUUCCUCAAAUAGUGAAAGAAGUAUGGGAAGAGAAACAUGAAGGAACAACUAUGUUACAAGUAGUGCAGAAGUUGAAACUCCUUAAAUCUCCUUUGAAGAGUCUUAAUAGACAGAAGUUCCAGCACCUUGAUAAACAAAUUGAUAUAAUCAGAACCGAACUUCUGUCUGCACAAGCUAUACUGAAGAACCAGAUUGAUGCACAAACCCUGAAGACAGAGGAAAAACUAAGGCAAGAGCUCCAUUUAAAGCUGAAAGCAAACUUUCUUCUUAAAAGUCAACAAUCCAAGGCUGACUGGCUCAUCUAUGGUGAUCAGGAUACUAAAUAUUUUCAUGCAUGGGUAAAGAAAAGAAGACUACAGAACCAAAUCACCUCCAUCACCAAUGAAGAUGGCCUUUUGGUAGAAGGAAAGAAAGAGGUAGCCAAAGUGUUGGUUAACUAUUUUCAGAAACAAUUAGGCAUCCCAAAUGAUACCCUUGAUAUUAUGAAAGACAUUGUGAACAUGGGUAAAUGCCUCUAUAUUGAACAACAGCUGAUGCUCAUUGCUUCCCCCACUCAGGAAGAAAUUAAGAAUUGCCUGUUUGAAAUCCCAAACCAUAAAAGUCCAGGUCCAGAUGGAUUCUCUAGUGGAUUUUUCAAACACCAAUGGAAUGUGGUCGGGGGACUUGUCACCAAAGCUAUCCAAGACUUCUUCCAAAAUGGUGUGCCUCUCAAACAGAUUAAUUCCACUAACAUCACGGUUAUUCCCAAGAAAGACAACCCAAAAAGCCCCACUGAUCUGAGGCCUAUUGCUUGUUGUAAUGUGAUCUACAAAGUCAUAUCUAAGGUCAUUUGUGGAAGACUUAAGAAGAUACUGCCCACAAUAAUAAAUCUCAAUCAAGGGGCCUUCGUAGAAGGGAGAGAACUUGUCCAUAAUGUACUUCUCUGUCAGGAACUUGCAAGAGGUUACAAUAGGAAAAACAUCUCCCCGAGACUCCUAAUGAAGCUGGAUCUGCAAAAAGCUUAUGAUAAUGCCAAGUCCAUUGAAGAGGUUACCCAACGAAUUACCAACAUCUCCCCAGCUAAAAGAAGAUUGAAGAUAGCUCCCAUCUUUGCAGCUUGUGUAUACAACAUUUGGAAAGCUAGAAAUGAAGUUCUUCACAAGAACCUCCCUACUACACCUGGAGCAGUCAGCCAAAGAAUUCACACUCAUAUGACCAUCUUUCUCAACUCUAAAGGAAUCAUUAUGGAAUAGCCCUAUAUUUUAUAACCUAACUAGUUUAUAAUUAUUAGUAGGGUUGUGUUUUGUUUCUAAACAUGAUGAUGUACGUAUAUUUUCCUUGAGGAGUGAAAUAUAUCUUGCUUUCGGUUCAAAAAANCACAAGAACCUCCCUACUACACCUGGAGCAGUCAGCCAAAGAAUUCACACUCAUAUGACCAUCUUUCUCAACUCUAAAGGAAUCAUUAUGGAAUAGCCCUAUAUUUUAUAACCUAACUAGUUUAUAAUUAUUAGUAGGGUUGUGUUUUGUUUCUAAACAUGAUGAUGUACGUAUAUUUUCCUUGAGGAGUGAAAUAUAUCUUGCUUUCGGUU
Molecule: messenger RNA, 3078 nt
Organism: Cuscuta campestris
Lineage: Eukaryota; Viridiplantae; Streptophyta; Magnoliopsida; Solanales; Convolvulaceae
Source: the annotation of a GenBank genome assembly